This is a messenger RNA of Meloidogyne enterolobii, 312 nucleotides long. The record is from the annotation of a GenBank genome assembly. Lineage: Eukaryota; Metazoa; Nematoda; Chromadorea; Rhabditida; Meloidogynidae.
AUGAGUGAAUCAGAAAAAGAAUUGGCCUUAUGGGAAACUAUAAGAGAACUGGCUGAAGGAAGGGCUAUUAGUUUAGCUAAUGCUUCUAAAAUUCCAGAAGAUCACCAACAACAACAUCAACGCACAAAACGUUUUUCUACAACUGUUUUUUCUCCUAUAAUUUUAUCACCUUUCCAUUUUGCCCCAUUCUUUGGGCUUUCAGUUUUCGGGCCUGUUAUACUCUCACCAAGCACUUUCUCUCGUAAUUUAAAAAUUAUUUUUAAUUUAUUUUUUAAUAAUUUUAAAGCUUACAUUUUGAGCCCUAGUGUGUAA